UACCCAGAUAGUUCGUAACGUCAUCAAAUAAUUCAUUACGAAGUAGUACAUUUAUAGUGCCACGUAAUUUUGACAUUGAUUAUUAAAUUUCAUUAUAAAUAUAUACAAGUAUUUAAAUAUAUUGAUAAGUAAAUUAUUAAUGAUAACAUUUAAUAACUUUAAAUAAUAUUUAAAGUGUAAAAAAAAUAAUGGGCUCAUCACAAAGUCUCGAAGUACCUGGUGGCGGUACCGAGGGUUACCAUGUCCUGAGGGUACAAGCUGGAUCACCAGGUUACAAAGCCGGGUUGGAGGCAUUUUUUGAUUUCAUCGUUUCUAUUGGUAACAUAAGACUAGACCAGGACAAUGAUACACUGAAGGAUAUUUUGAAAACAAACAUAGACAAAGAAUUGCAGCUGACGGUUUACAAUAGUAAGAAUCAAACUGUCAGACAGACGACAAUAGUACCGAGUAUGACGUGGGGAGGUCAUGGUUUGCUGGGUGUCAGUAUACGGUUCUGUUCAUUCGAAGGUGCCAAUGAAAACGUAUGGCAUGUGUUAGAGGUACAUCCGUCAUCUCCAGCAGAGCUUGCUGGUCUUAGAUCAUUUACUGAUUACAUUAUUGGUGCUGAUUCAGCUCUACAUGAAAGCGAAGACUUAUUUACGUUGAUUGAAGCUCAUGAAGCCCGACCGCUUAAAUUAUAUGUCUACAAUACCACUGAUGAUUCGUGUCGUGAAGUUACGAUCACACCAAAUUCUAAAUGGGGGGGCGAAGGUAGUCUUGGUUGUGGUAUCGGUUACGGUUAUCUUCAUAGAAUACCUGUAAGAAAUUUAUUUGAUAACAAAAUGUAUCCAAAUUCAUAUCAGACAACAGUUAAAACCCCAAUAGCUGCGCAAGCACAGCCAGUUAAUUAUGAGCCGCAAGUUAAUAACAAUCCUGCAGUAACAGCUGUACCACCAGGUUUUGCAAUACCACCUAACUACAUGUCGACAUCAUCGGGUAUUAUGCAACCAGCUGAUACUACUGUCGUUUCAUCAAUAGCCACACCAACGAUACCAAUUUCCACGGUACCAGUGCCGCAGACAAUGCCAAUUGAUGCAUCAGCACCACCUAAAUUUAUUGAUCCUGCAAUUGCUGGUGCUUCAACAACCACCAAUCCAGCAGUUAACUUCUUCAACCAACCAAAUUAUUCCCAGAAUUCGUCGAUGUAUCAAAAUACUCCGAGUAUACCUGGAAUGCCAGUAGCACCACCAGCGCAAUCGUUCCUUGUGGAUACAUCUAUUCCAGAUUCAUCACCAAGUCUUCAGUAUAGCUUUAACCCACCAGCAAUGCCGCAGCAAACAAAUAUUCCAACAUCAAACGUGCCGUACUUACCCCAGUCUCAAGUGGUAACGACACCAAUUUCACUUCCUGGCAUGCCACCCAUCACCGUGAGUGCAAGCUUACCACAAACGAGCAAUUUCUUUCCAAUGCAAGAUCAAAACCAAAUGACAAACAACACGAGUGUCACUAUUCCAACAUCUGCUACGGCACAAUAAAAUUAAUUAUUAUUUUAUAAUUAUCACUAACAUCUUCCUCUGGAUUAUUUUCAGAUUGAAUUGUCAAGAGGAUUCAAAUAAAUGGAGAUACUAAAAAUAUUUUAUAAUAAAUUGAUGCUGACAUGUCCAUUUUAUAUGAAAAAUAAUAAUAAUUAAUGAGCUAAUUAUUUUAAAGUCUAAGGCUCGAUGUAAAUACGAUUGGAUUAUCAUUUUUUUUAAAUUUUAAAAGUUAUUAAUAAUUAUUAAUAUUAAAUAAUAAUUUAACAAAAUAUAUCAGUUUAUAAUCAAUAAAUAUGUAUGGCAAAAUGA
Molecule: messenger RNA, 1823 nt
Organism: Microplitis demolitor
Lineage: Eukaryota; Metazoa; Arthropoda; Insecta; Hymenoptera; Braconidae
Gene: Grasp65
Product: Golgi reassembly-stacking protein 2
Exons: 3
Coding region: 189-1514 (441 amino acids)
Biological process (GO): Golgi organization
Cellular component (GO): Golgi apparatus
Molecular function (GO): protein binding
Source: RefSeq, a predicted model, not a curated record